CUGUCACUCUCUGUUUCUCAUCGACUUUUCUCUCUGAACUUAAUUUUUUCCCUCUACUCUCUCUUCCCCUUUCAGUUUUUUCUCCCUUUCUCCAUUGGCCGGACCCCCUUUUAUACUAGAAAGAAAAAGAAACCCAAACCCUUCACACUAAUCUCAAAUCCUAAUCUCAAAUUAUAGAUAAAAUCUAAUCCUAUUCGGAAUUGAAAUCCAAAAACCCAACUAGAAAUCUGUAUAACUUCUUCUUUUAAGGUUAAAUUCAUACCUUUGUGCAUUAGAGUUCCAUUCCAAAUCGAAUUCAGACUCUUCUUCCUUGCAAUGGGUCCUAUCUAAUUCCCUCGAUUGGCUGACCUUAGCUUCGAAAAUCUCUCCAUUUGAUGUCGUGAUUCAACCAAACUCAAGUGGGAUUUGAGAUAAAAUCAAGAGGGAAUCGAGAGAAGAGGCAGUAGACUUUAGGAGACAACCGAACGAAUGAAUCCGAGGACGUGGCAGAUGCCAUGCACUUGUGAGUGGGUCUCACAAAUGCACAAGGCUCAGAACUUAUCCAAUUCACAUCUGAUACCACAAAAAAUCUGAAGAUCAAAUUUUGAAACUUCUCUGAUAUCAUAAAAUCUCCAAUCACAAUCUAGCUUACAAUAUCAUCCUUUACAUCUAAAAUCCAUAUUCAAUUACAAGAUGGCUAGCCUUCUAACUCGUCACUCCCCUCGGUUUCCCCAUCCUCGGUAUCGCUUCCUGAAAUGGUGGACAAAGAAAACUAUGAGAUAACUCAGUAAGUAAAUAUGGAUAGCCCUUGAGUAAAACUUUUAAGCAUGCCAGAUAAACCAUGUAAACAUAGCAAAACUUUCAUUGAUAAACCAUUAAUGCGGAAAUCAAAUUCGGUUCAAUAGCAAAACAUUCAAUGACAAAACCAUCAAUGCAAAAAUCAGAUUCAAUUCAAUGACCAAACGUUUCCUGACAAACCGUUAAUGCGGAAAAAAACUCAGUUCAGUAAUCUCAUCUAUAAGUCAUGGCCAGUGUUAUAACAACCCACUGGCAAGCGACAGAAAUUUGCCAAUGUAUUCGCCCAGUGGCAGGCGUCGGAAUUUGCCAAUGUAUUCGCCCAGUGGCAGGCGUCAUAUCAGUAAACAUGUCGACAUGUGCUAGCGUUACACCCACUAGCGGGGAUCGGAAGUGCUACACACCCACUAGUGGGGAUCGGAAAUCAUGAUCAUAUCAGAGACAAAACCAUGCAGGAUUCACAAUCAAAAUCCUUAAUUCAC
Messenger RNA from Rubroshorea leprosula, 1256 nucleotides. The record is from the annotation of a GenBank genome assembly. Lineage: Eukaryota; Viridiplantae; Streptophyta; Magnoliopsida; Malvales; Dipterocarpaceae.